AUGCGGGACCUAACCCUGGCAUCGGGAGAGGCUGGGGCUCCCUGCCGCUGGGAUUGGGGGGCAGAGCUCAGCAUUUGUCCUUCAUGUCCACAGGCCCAACAAGCCAAAUUCCUUAGCGAUGUGGAGAAUGAGCUGGAGGAGCUGGCAGUCACCAUUGCGCAGGCCAAGAAGAUGGUGGAACUCAUUAAGGGUGCCGCCACGAAGGAGAGGGAAAGAUUCGAGAAGCUCUUUGCAGAAGCCUCCGAGGUCCUGGCAGCCUUCCAGAAGGAGGUGGCUGGUUUCAUCGAGGAUGGGGAGCGCUUCAUGCUGGGGGAGGCCGAGGCCGAUCUCCGCUGGAAGGAGGAGAGGCGAGCCAAGCUGGCCCAGUGCAAGCAAAACCUGGAGAACGUCCCCAGCACUGACACCAUCUACUUCCUCCAGGAAUUUCAGGCCUUAAAAGUAGCCAUGGAAGAAAACCUCUCCCCAGCUCUGAGCUUCCAGAAUGAGCUGAACUUCACCAAAUGCACCCAAGGCGUGAGCGCUGUGAAGGAUGUGCUGUCCGCUGCCUGCAAAAAACAGUGGGACCACUUGCAGGGGAAAGGAAUUGAUGGGCUGAAGUUCCAGGAGACGGAGGAAGAGUUGGCCGAGUCCCGAUUUCCAGACAAGUCAAACAAUCCCGCCUGCCUGGAGAGCCGUGAUUACUUCCUGAAAUUUGCCUUCAUCAUUGACCUGGACAGUGACACGGCCGACAAGUUCAUCCAGCUGUUUGGCACCAAAGGGGCCAAGCGGGUGCUGUGCCCCAUCCCCUACCCCGAGAGCCCGACCCGGUUCAUCAACUGUGAGCAGGUGCUGGGUGAGAACCUCAUGAACCGGGGCAACUACUACUGGGAGGUGGAGCUCAUCGACGGCUGGGUCAGCAUCGGCGUCAUUGCUGAGGACUUCAACCCCCAGGUGUCCUACAACUACAGCCGCCUGGGGCGGAAUGAGAAGUCCUGCUGCCUGCAGUGGAACGGACAGAACUAUGUGGCCUGGUUUGGUGGCUGUAAGUCUGUCAUCCAGCAGCCGUUUUUCCACACGAUUGGGGUCUUCUUGGAAUAUUCGGAGAGGGCCCUGACCUUCUAUGGAGUCAAGGACUCCAAGAUGACCUGCCUGCAGCAGCUCAAGGUCUCCCAUCUUGCCAAGGGUCAGUUUGACCCAUUCCAGAACAAGAUCAACCAGCAAUUCGCCUCUCUUUUCUUGUACAAGCUGAAACCUGCCUUCUUCCUGGAGAGCGUCGAUGCACACCUGCAGAUCGGGCCACUGAAGAAAGAUUGCGUUUCCGUGCUAAAGCGUAGGUAACUGCCUGGAGAGCAGGAGCAUGGGAAGACCCAGAAAAGUCUCUUCUGCAGCGUAUUGCCACCAUCACAGCUUCUCUUCGGUAGCAUUUUAUUUCUCUGCAGCAGUCUUCUCGCUCUGUGCUGUUUGUGACCCAAGGGUGGAUGAAGCCAUCUGGUGGGCAGAGCUGUGGGCUGGGAGCCAGGAGGGAGCUGGAUCUGAGUGCCAGCUCUGCCGCUAGGCUGCUGACUGAACUUGGGUGAGUCUCUGUGCUGCUCCCUGCCCCUCAGUUUCCCUUUCUGGACAUCAGGGAUCGUGACACAGCCUUUCUUGGUAAAGCGUAUUGCUCAGGAGAAGUGCCACAUAGAUCUGAAGCUGUAUCUUGGCCAGCUGCUGGGCUGCCCAGUCCCUCUCCUUAAUAUCUGCUCGCGCUGCCCUGGCGACUUGCACAGAUGCUCCGCUUUGUGCCUUAGCUCGGUCUCUGUCACUGCUGCCUUUUUAAGUGCUGGCUCAUCAACACCAUCCACAUGCUCCUAUUGAAGUGCCUUUGAAGGAGCAAGCCCAGUGUGGACCAGGUGAACCCCCAAAGCAGAUGCGGUCACUUCCUCGGUGCCUGCAUCACCAUCGUGCCUUGGUGUGGGUGAGCAGGGGGUGGGUGGGAUGCAGAGGAGCCUGGCUGGGUGCAGGGGCAAUGCUGCGGUGAUGCAGUACCUCUCCCUGCAGGGCUGAGCGCCUAUUAGUCCUGCGAACGUGAAACGAGGAUCUUUGCCCUCCCUCACGCUGCGGCUGGCAGGUAUUUUGAAUGCUGGUCUGUGGUCAGGCUCAUUUGGGAAAAGCCAUGGUCCCGUAUGUGUUGGAGCCCCAUGGCUGUGGGGCUGGGAAAGGGAAGAAGCCUCCUGCUGAGAAGCAGCAGCACCGUUCCUGCCUUGAGAUGAUGAAGUGAGCAGCACAAGACAGUUUUGAGGAUGUGCUUUUAGUAAGCAUGUUCCUCAGGAACUGCUUACAGAAACUUUACAGCCGAAUUUCCCCCCGCAUUUUUGAUGACUCUACUAUUUUACGGGAUUUUAAUACUGUUAAACUCCCGACUCUUAAAGUACCCAGGACACACUUGAGCUGUAAAUGUACCCCUUAGCUUCGAGAGUUUUUUAAGUGACAAAGAGGUGCUGUGAGUAUGUCCCAGGGGCAAAUGGUGUGUUUUAGGCACAGCUGUGAGCAUGUUGAGAGAAGGCACAGCAUCAGUCAGUUAUUAAAUGCCCCUUUAGACUCUGGCAAUAAGUAACAAUUAACAAAAACUACUCUCAAGCAAGUGUCCCCGCUGGGAAAGGUGGAAACUUGAGGCUGAGAGCCAAAAAUGCCAGUUCACGUGUCCGAAGGGAGCUUUUCCAGAAGAAAAAUACAGAAAUCCCGCCUGUAAGGGCGGCACAGUGCAGCCCCUGUCUCAGCACAGCGUGCCUUUCCACAAGUUUAUUUUUUCUGGGAUUAGUUUGCUACCUACCUCCCAAAGCUUGCUUUACAGAAUCAUAAUGCUGUGUAAUAUAUACCUAGAGAGAAAAUAUAUUGGGUCAGGUUCUUCGUUGGCGUGAGUGAGUCAGUGAUGAUGCAUCAACGGUCAACAGGGAUGGAAAAUGGCCCAUUUAGCUAAAUGUAUGAAAUAUAUAUAUAUUCCCCAAAGGAUAUGCUGGAAAUCACAGUUCUAUAUUCAAGGGAAGCCAAGGGAAAAUUGUGAACAGGAAUAAAAAGGGCAGCCACAAAGCUGAGAAGUUUAAAGUUAAAGCCACGUUUACAUAAACACUGGGGCUUAAAGAGCUCCUUUACUGUAACUCGUUUGCCAGCACUGC
Molecule: messenger RNA, 3131 nt
Organism: Egretta garzetta (little egret)
Lineage: Eukaryota; Metazoa; Chordata; Aves; Pelecaniformes; Ardeidae
Gene: TRIM47
Product: tripartite motif containing 47
Exons: 6
Coding region: 1-1317 (438 amino acids)
Molecular function (GO): protein binding
Source: RefSeq, a predicted model, not a curated record